This is a messenger RNA of Notolabrus celidotus (New Zealand spotty), 3552 nucleotides long. It is a transcript of the gene mttp, whose product is annotated as microsomal triglyceride transfer protein. Gene Ontology annotation, biological process: lipoprotein metabolic process; lipid transport; cholesterol homeostasis. Gene Ontology annotation, molecular function: lipid binding. The transcript has 19 exons. Bases 108 to 2765 code for a protein of 885 amino acids. Lineage: Eukaryota; Metazoa; Chordata; Actinopteri; Labriformes; Labridae. The record is from RefSeq and is a predicted model, not a curated record. Gene Ontology annotation, cellular component: Golgi apparatus; endoplasmic reticulum; basolateral plasma membrane.
CAGGAAACCCAGCGACAAAGCAGCGACUAUGCAACCCAAAAUGAAAGUGGGUGAAAGGUGUUUAUCUUGAGGAUGUCUCUUGACCUGCUCGUGAGAGAGGACACACAAUGUUCACUGUGCUUGUGUUAUUGCUUUGUGCAGCCUCAUCUGUUUCUGCCAAAGGUGCUGCUGCUGCUGGACCCCGACUGAACAACGACCAGCUGUACAAAUUCAGCUACACCACUGAGGUGCUGGUGGACAGAGUCAGGGGGUCAAAAGAGGGCAGCGCUGGCUACAGAAUCUCAAGCGAUGUGAACGUCAAUCUGAUGUGGAGAGAUCCAGGGAACGAUGAUGAUCAACUCAUUCAACUGGCUCUAACAAAUUUGAGGAUUGAGCCUGCGUCCCGUCGAUCACAGAAGAAGAACGUGCUCCAUGGAUCCACAACAGAAAGUGUUUUGGGGGUGACCAAACUAGCAGCUUUGACAAAACCUUUCUUAUUGCACCUGAAAAAUGGAAAGACAAAAGCAUUUUACUCCUACCGGGCCGAACCUGCAACCAUCAAGAACCUGAAAAGAGGGCUGGCUAGCUUAUUUCAACUACAGUUCAACACUGGGAAGGUUAUAGAGAAUGACGUGUCAGGACGAUGCAUGGUCCAGUACAAGGCAGUCGCAGGUCAAGUGACGAGAACCAAGAUCCUGGAGACAUGCAAGACACCAGAGACGGGAUUCACCACACACAGUCAGGUCCUGGGUGUGAGCAGGAAGUCAAGUUCUGUUACAACAUUCACACUUGAAGAUGGUUUUAUCCGCACAGCCUCUGCUGAAGAAGCACACUCACUAGCUGUAAAUACCCGCAGAUCUGCUGCAGCUAAAGUCAUUUCAAGGCAAACCCUCUCAUUGGUGGGCAUUGAGGCUGGACCGCUGGAGGUUGCAGGAAAAGAUGUGGCUGGUGUUGUCCAGUCGAUUGAUCUCAAACUGGCAGCUCUUGGUAUCAUUGCUGAGAAGGUCAAAUCACAGUGCAAGGGGUGUCCAACACUUCUUGAACAUUGGCAGGCUCUACAGAAGCAGCUGGAGCCAGCGAGCCUGUCCAAAGGCACGGCUCCUCGCAGCUUCCUGGCCCUCAUCCAGAGCAUUAGGAAGGCGUCCAAAGACGAGAUCCUCAAAGUGCUGAAGAGUGCCAGCAAAACCACUCUACCUCAGGCGGUGGAUGCGGUGACCUCCUCCCAGACUGUUGCAUCUAUGGAUGCCAUGCUUGAGUUCCUCAACUUCACUGAUGCCAAAGGUUUGGUCCUGCAGGAGAGAUUUCUCUACGCAUGUGGCUUUGCUUCACAUCCCAAUGAAAGGAUGCUUCAGGCUCUGACUGAUAUUUCAAAGGGGAAGAUUGGCAGCACUGACAUCAAAGAGUCAGUGGUGAUCAUCAUGGGAGCCUUGGUUUAUAAGCUGUGUCAGAAAGGAGGAUGCAACCUGCCGGUAGUGGAGCAGGUGAAGAAGCUGAUUUUAGAAGGUCCUGAAAGCACCCAGGUUGAGUCUGAGGUCCAGAUGUAUCUCUUGGCUCUGAAGAACUCAAUGCUUCUUGAAGCCAUUCCCAUCUUCACCAAAUACGCUGAGUCAGAGGUUGGAGCUUAUAGCACCAUCGCUCUCACUUCCCUGCAGAGAUAUGACGUCAAUCUCAUGACAGAGGAGGUUAAACAAACAGUAAACAGAGUUUACCACCAAAACCGCAGGAUCUAUGAGAAAAAUGUGAGAGCUGCUGCUGCUGAUGUCAUCCUCAGUAGCAACCCCUCAUACAUGGAGGUCAAGAAUCUGCUUCUGUCUAUCGGAAACCUGCCUCAUGAAAUGAACAAGUACAUGCUGUCCAAGAUCCAGGACAUCCUCCGCUUCCAGUUAUCUUCCAGCAAAGUUAUAAGACAAGUGAUGAAGGACAUGAUUUCCCAUAACUACGACCGUUUUUCAAAGGUCGGGUCAUCGUCUGCAUACUCAGGAUUCAUGGCUCAGUCUGCUGAUGUAACCUCCACAUACAGUUUGGAUAUCCUGUACUCAGGCUCUGGGAUCCUGAGGAGAAGUAACAUGAAUAUAUAUGGUGCUAGCAAAGACGCAAUGCUACAUGGACUACAGGUUGCCAUUGAGGCUCAGGGUCUGGAGUCGCUGAUUGCUGCCACACCUGAUGAAGGAGAAGAGAACCUGGAGUCCUUUGCCGGGAUGUCUGCUCUUCUUUUCGAUGUCCAGCUUCGGCCCGUCACCUUCUUCAAGGGUUACAGUGACCUCAUGUCCAAAAUGUUCUCCAUGACAGGGGAGCCCAUGAAUGUAGUGAAGGGACUGAUCCUGCUGACUGAUCACUCUGAGGUGAUCCAGCUGCAGUCUGGUCUGAAAGCAGGGGCAGAGUUCCAGGGAGGGUUGGCCAUUGACAUCUCAGGAGGCAUGGAGAUCAGUCUCUGGUACAGGGAGUCCAAGACCAGUGUCAAUAACAGGGGGGCAUUGGUGGUCACUGGUAAUGUGACAGUGGACAUGGACUUUAUGAGAGCGGGUGUGGAGGUCAGCUUUGAAACAGAGGCAUCCCUGGACUUCAUCACCACAGUCCAGUUUUCCGAAUAUCCCUUCCUGGUUUGCAUGCAGAUGGACAAAACCACUUUCCCUGUCAGCGAGUACCUGACCAAGUACGAGAGCGUGUCAUCGGGGAAGAGCGUCGUGUCACAAAAGAGCAAGAAGCAGCUUGUCCCGGGUUCUGAAUUCCCUCUUCACCAGGAGAACUCAAACAUGUGCAAGAAAGUUUUUGACUCCAGCUGGUAGAAGAGACACCAUGAAGUACCCUGGAGCGAGAUGUCAUUUGUACUGGCAUACCAUGUCACUCGUAGAGGAUCUAUUGCAUUCAGGGACAGUUUAUCACACCUCAGCCAGCAGUGAAAAACCCCAAAGAAAGAACAGUGGUGAAACUUCUGUUUUAAACAACACACACAAUGUUUACAUUCCUGUAAGUAUUUAAGUCUUUUUAAUCGGACAGUUUGUUUAUAAUCAGGAAUUUCUGCAUUGUCUUGUUAUUUCCUUGAAAAUGUAUUUAUGCAGGGGAAGUACAGGGUGUGGUAUGUUUUAUUAGCUUGGUAAUACUCAUCAUCUAUACUGUAGUUUUCCAAUUCACUUACAGUAAAGAUGCACAUGUAAAUACCAGACUGGAGACAGUGGAUUAACUUUUCCCACAAAAAGAAACGCUCCUCACUGUCAGCACACCUUUGCUUGUUUUUUAAUUAAAUGUGUUUACUAAGGAGGAGAACUGUAUUGUUUUUAUGUCACUGCAUCACUGUUCAUAUGUUUUAAAUAACUUAUAAAGUGCAGUAAAAUCAAAUUCUUUUAUUUCAUAAUCUGAAUGGUCUUUAUUUGGGAUUUGCAAGAUUUAUGGUUAAAAUCCAGUCCCCAAAAAUGUAUAAAUGAACACUUGAAUUUAUUUUUUGUCCAUGGCUUUAAUUGAAAUGAAGUGGGGGAGAUGUAAGAUUUCUGAGCUACUGAUAAUUUCUGUAUCCAUUCAAAGAGAUCGUUUUGUCAGAUCUAUAACUGGAUGAAAAUAAAUAUACACUGGAAACAC